UCACAAUGCCUCACCCUGCAGGCGCCCCUCACCUGGACCCUCCCAAGAGGCCUGGGAUCCCGGGGAGCCCCUGUCCCCCAGAAGAAUUUCAGCUCACCACCACCACAGCCCUUUCCAGGAUGCUCAAGAAUCCCUCCACACCCCGCUCUGGGUCGAAGACGCCGUCUGGCCGGAAGGCGAUGUCCGCUCAUGGGCCGCUGGCGCGGGCGUGGACGCGGGACGGGGACCGGGAGCAGUCGCUGGCUGCUGCUUACGUGCCGGUGGCCGUGGGUCCCCAGGGGCAAACCCUGGGCCCGCUCCGGGCCACCUUCUACACGGCCCAGUACUCCAACUCCCUGAGCCCCUUCUACACCUUGCAGAAGCCCACCUGCGGCUACCUGUACCGCAGGGACACUGACCACACCCGCAAGCGCUUCAACGUGCCCCCCGCCAACGUGGCCUUGUGGCAGUCCUAGGCGGCGGGCUCAGCCAGAAGGACAGC
Molecule: messenger RNA, 481 nt
Organism: Fukomys damarensis (Damara mole-rat)
Lineage: Eukaryota; Metazoa; Chordata; Mammalia; Rodentia; Bathyergidae
Gene: Cimip3
Exons: 2
Coding region: 6-455 (149 amino acids)
Source: RefSeq, a predicted model, not a curated record